GUGCGUGGCGUGCGCGGCGCGCUAGACUGGAAGCGCUGGACCUGCGAGGUGUGUGCUGGCGCGUUGAGCGGUGAGAGGCUUGGCGGCCAUGGCUCCCAACGUCCCCGCAGCCGAACCGGCCCCAGAGUGUCCUAAAGGCAUCCGGGCCGUGCUGCUGGGGCCGCCCGGGGCCGGCAAGGGUACCCAGGCACCCAAAUUGGCCGAAAACUUCUGCGUCUGCCAUUUGGCGACCGGGGACAUGCUGAGGGCCAUGGUGGCAUCUGGCUCAGAACUGGGGAAAAAGCUGAAGGCCACUAUGGAUGCCGGGAAACUGGUGAGCGAUGAAAUGGUCGUGGAGCUCAUUGAGAAGAAUUUGGAGACCCCUCGAUGCAAAAAUGGUUUUCUUCUAGAUGGCUUCCCUCGGACCGUGAGGCAGGCAGAAAUGCUCGACGACCUCAUGGAGAAGAGGAAAGAGAAGCUCGACUCUGUGAUUGAAUUCAGCAUCCCAGACUCUCUGCUGAUCCGAAGAAUCACAGGAAGGCUGAUUCACCCUCUGAGUGGCCGUUCCUACCACGAGGAGUUCAACCCCCCAAAGGAACCCAUGAAAGAUGACAUCACUGGGGAACCCUUGGUCCGCCGAUCAGAUGAUAAUGAGAAGGCCUUGAAAAUCCGCCUGGAGGCCUACCACACGCAGACCACCCCGCUGGUGGAGUACUACAGGAAACGAGGGAUCCACUCUGUCAUUGACGCCACCCAGACCCCCGACGUCGUGUUUGCCAGCAUCCUAGCGGCCUUCUCCAAAGCCACAUCCUAGUAACAGAAGGCCAGGCGAGACUGCACCACUGUUCAUCACCCCGCGGCGUGAUCCCUGCUCUUAGGUGCUGGGCAGAGGGGAGGGGUGGUCAGGGUGAGGAUGGAGAGGGAGGAAUGGUGAGGGCCCAAAAGGAGUCAUGAAGAGCAGCAAUGUGAUAGUGAGGCCAUCUCUUUCACACGUCAUAGAAGAGUCUGAAAAAGUACGGAGGAAGGGGGAAAUUAAUUAAAAAAAAAAAACUGAUUAGAGGUUUUAAAUAGCAAUAGGAAGGUGCAGUAUUGUUUCUAAGGAAUCCAGGUUUCAUUUACUGUGGAUUGGUGACAAUAUUUUUUAAAGCCAAAUGCCCUAAGACCUCAGUUUUUAUCUCGGAGCCUCCUGGGUUGCCAGUCUGUGAAUGCAGGAAGUCAAAACUGUUGUCCUGUCUUUCCGAAAGCUUGGAACAGGAGGGGUUUGACUCCUGGCCCUAGUUCCCCAGCCAUGAGAUCAAAAGAACAUCUCCACGUUGGAAAGAGAUGGGGGCCCGUGUUCAUGGGGGUGGUGGCUCAGCCAAUCAAGUUUACUGGAGUGGGGAAGACAGGGCUGGUCUCCUUUCCUUAACGACACACCGCUUGUGUACCACUCCACCCGUUCUCGUGGGUCAGCUCCCAGCAGCCACCCAGCAUCCCUGCGCUCUUGCCGUCUUGCAUCCACAAUGUGGGAAGGGACCCUUGUUAAUAAAUGAGCAAGAGUCCUAAGCAACAUCAUCCAAAGAUUGUCCCUUCCGUCCUCAAAUCCUGUGACUGGGAUCACUUGUCAGCACUGUGAUGUAUUAUUUUCAAUGAGGUGCCUUUCUUAACUGACCAAAUGCUGCCUUGUUUGGCCCCUAAAUCAAUAAAGUAUGUUAAAAAUUUGUA
This is a messenger RNA of Ailuropoda melanoleuca (giant panda), 1683 nucleotides long. It is a transcript of the gene AK2, whose product is annotated as adenylate kinase 2. Gene Ontology annotation, biological process: ADP biosynthetic process. Lineage: Eukaryota; Metazoa; Chordata; Mammalia; Carnivora; Ursidae. The transcript is spliced from 7 exons. Gene Ontology annotation, molecular function: ATP binding; AMP kinase activity. The record is from RefSeq and is a predicted model, not a curated record. Bases 89 to 793 code for a protein of 234 amino acids.